Triticum urartu is the source of this 1232-nucleotide messenger RNA. RefSeq names its product protein SODIUM POTASSIUM ROOT DEFECTIVE 2. The record is from RefSeq and is a predicted model, not a curated record. NCBI's taxonomy places the organism in Eukaryota, Viridiplantae, Streptophyta, Magnoliopsida, Poales, Poaceae. Gene Ontology annotation, molecular function: metal ion binding.
UACCAUGUGAGGAGCUCAGGAGCAGCGUGGCAGGGCCUCCUAUAAAAGUGUUUCCCCUUGCACCACCGCUGCACACUGCACUGCGCCACCACCGUAUCCAAAAUAGCUCAGCUCAGCGCUGCUCGCCACUGAACUCGGCUGGACUGGUGACACAGUUGUAGAGCACCAAGCCAUGGCUCCCCUGCUCUUCAAGGACAUGAGGAGCCUCUCGUGCUCGUCGCCGGCGUCCACCGCCAUAUGCCCUAGCCUGGAGCGCCAGCCCAUCUUCCGCCCCCAGAAGGCCGGCGCCAGCCCGCUCUUCCAGGUCCCCGCCGAGCCCAGAGCCCACAGGCAGGACGGCAGGAAAGGGCAGCAGCAGCACCACCACCACCGGGCUGGCGUUGCCAAUGGCGAGCUCGCCAGCCCGGCCGGGUCGACAAGGUUCCUGCUCAGCGGCUGUGCCGCCGUCGACGAGAUCCAGGAGGUCGCCACGGUUGCGGCGGCGCCUCCGGCUGCUGCCCCGGGUGGUGAUGUCAGAAGGGAGGAGCCGGCUGCUGCUGAUGUGAAGAACACCAACACCAGCACGCAGGAGCAGGUGGUGGUGCUGAAGGUGUCCCUGCACUGCAAAGCGUGCGCCGGCAAGGUGAAGAAGCACCUCGCCAAGAUGGAAGGUGUUCGGACGUUCAGCAUCGACUUCGCGGCCAAGAAGGUGACGGUGGUGGGCGACGUGACCCCGCUCGGCGUGCUUGCCAGCGUCUCCAAGGUCAAGAACGCGCAGAUCUGGGCGGCGGCGCCGCCGCCGCAGCCCGCCAUGGCCGCCUAGCUCGCCGACGAGACCAAGAAGAAGCCUAGGAUUCCAACGGGUCCUGGCUCAUGGUAGGUAGGGAGCUGUGUGUGUACUACGUGAGCGUGAGCAGCUCGGCACGGACGUCCGUACGCGCGUGGGGGUCACCCACCGGGGCACGCAGGCAGCCGCUGACGAGGGCCAGGCCGGCACGGUGGACCAGCGGCGAGCGGGCGCGCCACUGUGCGUGACACGCGUGCACAUGCAUGGCGUUCGUCGUGGGGCGCUCCCCAACGGGCAGAAGCUGCCGUGCUGUGGAUCUGUGUUCGUGUUGGUGUUCGUCUCGUGAUGUGUUUGUUUGGUUGUGUUCGGCGCGUGGUGUUUCUUCUCUUGUCAUGAGACUCGGAGCGUGUGUAUGGCUCUGUUCGUUUCAUCUUCUCUGCUGUAAUAUAUGAGCGUUUCAUGUGCA